Molecule: messenger RNA, 1857 nt
Organism: Eurytemora carolleeae
Lineage: Eukaryota; Metazoa; Arthropoda; Copepoda; Calanoida; Temoridae
Product: putative ammonium transporter 3
Exons: 17
Coding region: 119-1750 (543 amino acids)
Biological process (GO): ammonium transmembrane transport; ammonium homeostasis
Cellular component (GO): membrane
Molecular function (GO): ammonium channel activity
Source: RefSeq, a predicted model, not a curated record
AAUUAUAUCAUUUCAAGGAAUUGAGUGUUUGCCACAAAAAUAAAUUUUCUCAUCUUUUCUGAAAAAGGCCUAAACCAUGAUUAUCAAUAAUCGAGUCACUCAUAUUAAAACCUAACUUAUGAAUUACAACUUUUUAUUCAGAAUAAUUAUGGACAAUGAUUACAUUGAAGAGAAACUGUGGAAUGAUACAUCUAUUCCAGUAGAUGAUCCUCUAGAAGGCUGGUAUCACGAUGAUGCAGUUUGGCAGAUUACUGCAUCAAUGAUCAUCUUCAAUAUGCAGACAGGGUUUGGUAUGCUGGAGUCAGGAUGUGUGUCCUUAAAGAACGAGGUCAACAUUAUGAUGAAGAACGUGUGUGAUGUAAUCUUAGGGGGUGUAACAUAUUGGGCGUUUGGUUAUGGACUCAGCUAUGGUGAGUCUACGGGAACCAGUUGGUUUACAGCUAUGGGUUCCUGGUUCCUAGAUGAAUCAGGUCCUAUGCAGGGACCAACCUUUACUGUAUUUCUCUUCCAGAUGUCCUUUGCUACCACUGCAACUACUAUAGUGUCCGGAGCCAUUGCUGAGAGAUGUGACUUCAAUGCCUAUUGCCUAUUCUCCCUGGUGAAUACAGUGGUAUACUGUGUUCCUGCAGGCUGGUUAUGGGGCAAUCAUGGGUUUCUUAAAAAUCUUGGUGUAGUAGAUAUUGCAGGCAGUGGCGGAGUUCAUUUAGUGGGAGGAACUUCGGCUUUUGUUGCUGCUUGGCUGCUGGGACCUAGAUUAGGCAGAUGGGAUGGAGAUACCGCACCACCCAUGGGUAGUCCAACAAAUGCAGUGAUAGGACUUUUUAUGCUUUGGUGGGGCUGGCUGUCCUUUAAUGCAGGGAGUACAUUUGGUAUUAGUGGCAACAAAUGGAGACUUUCUGCUAAGGCAUGCGUCACAACUUUACUUGCAAGUUUCAGCGGAGGGUUUACUGCCAUGGUCCAGAGCUACUUCACAUGUGAUAAAAAACAGGAUGUUUUAACAAUAGUAAAUGGUAUACUUGGAGGGCUGGUGGGGGUUACAGCUUCAUGUGCUGUAGUGGAUGUGUUUGAAGCCUUAUUUAUAGGGGUUGUUGGAUCUUUCCUUGCCAACAUAACUCCUCUACUCCUCACCUGGUUAAAGGUAGAUGAUGCUGUUGGAGCAACCUGUGUUCAUGGCUUCGGAGGAGCCUGGGGUAUGAUAGCAGUUGGACUAUUUGCAAGGAAGGAUGUAGUUUCAAUUGGAUAUUCAAAAUACAAUGGAAUCAUAUGGCAUGGAGAAACAUACUUAUUAGGAAUACAGAUUUUUGCUGUUGUUGUCAUUUUUAUUUGGUCAAGCGUAAGUACUUAUAUUCUACUCUUUCUUGUGGAUCUGGUCUGUCCUAUCAGAAUGGCAGAGCACAUGGAGCUUCUUGGUGCAGAUUACUGUGAACAUGAAGUGUUCCACCCUGGCGUCGGAGUUACUAGAGCUGUCAGUGUUCUCCAACAUGUUCCUAAAUUCACAUCCAAGGUGAAUGUGGAACUAGACUAUGUAGGUAAAAACUACGGGCAUGACCAGUAUCUAAACAAAGUUUACAACAAGGAGAAGAUAUCUGUAUUCAAGGAUAAUCCAGUCAGAAAAGCUAUAAUUAGAGCUGCAGAAGCUGUUAGUUCUGGACUUCACAAUUUUAAGAAUUCUCUGAGUGGAAACAAGCCUGCAGGAAAGACCAAAAGUCCCGAAAGUCCCGAAAGUGUGUCAACAAGCUACCUUGCCUGAGUUUAUCAAAUAUGUUUAAAAAUGAAAUAAAAAUGAUCUGAUAUUUAAAUACAUUUGUAUUGGUGCAUGUAAUAAAGUUUAACAAUAAAGCAAAGUAUUUAACUUUA